This is a messenger RNA of Caenorhabditis bovis, 1368 nucleotides long. The record is from the annotation of a GenBank genome assembly. Lineage: Eukaryota; Metazoa; Nematoda; Chromadorea; Rhabditida; Rhabditidae.
AUGGUUAAUAAUUCCCAACUUCUGCUAUGCGAGAACUCAAUAUUUACCGAAUCGGAAAUGAUGCAAUGCUCGAACGCAUAUGUGAUGCCAGCAUUCCUUUCGCGGCUUUCUUCAUUCGAUUGCUUUCAGAACGUGGAAAGAAUUCAGUAUGGAGGAGAAGCGCUGAAUUCAAAAACGAUUGAACAACUAAUUCAAACCUAUCCCAAGCUUCAAUUAUAUCAAGAAUAUGGACUUACGGAACAAUCGGUUUAUUCAACUUCGUUUCGUGUAGAAUCAGUGGCAUCAUAUCACAAGGAUUUAAGAGCAUGUGUUUGUUUGGUUCAUGAAAACAAACUUACACUUUUCUACAUCGCUAAUCGCAACUUGCCUGACUUACAAUGGCUUAUGGAGAGCAGAUUACCAUCUUACAUGAUACCAAAAAACUUCAUAAAAAUUGAUGGAUUCCCUUUAACAAGGACGGGAAAAAUUGAUCGAAAAAACUUACUGGAUGCUUUAACUAAACGUGAAAAUCAUUAUUUCUCAGAAAAGCGAGCUUGGUACAACACCGGCGAUCAAUGUAGUUUUGACAAAACUGGUUCAAUAAUUUUCAAAGGAAGGAAUGAUUAUCAGAUUAAAAUGCGCGGAUAUCGUGUAGACCUUGUUGAGAUCGAGAAAGUUAUUGAGUCUCAUCGCAAUGUUAUAUUGUGUCAGGCGAUAUACAACACAGAAAUGCAAUCGAUAACCGCGUAUUAUAUCGGGAGCGCAGAUAAAGAUGAAAUUAAAAAAUAUUGUGCAAAGAUGCUUGAAACAUAUAAGGUCCCUUCUCGUUUUAUGAGACUUAACGAGUUUCCGUACACAAAAAAUUCAAAAAUCGAUCGAUCAGCCUUGGCUCAACAAGGUGACAAAAUCUAUUAUGAAAAAAAAAAUAGUGGCCGUUUUCUUUUCAUUGGAGCUUCUUCCGGAGGAACAUUUGCUUAUUCGACUAGUUUGCUCUUUGAAGAAAAUUUUACUAUCGACAUUGCUCUCAUCGAUUCCGGAACAUUUUAUCAUUUAAUCGAAAAGUUAAAUUUCGACGAACAUAAAAUGGAAUUGGUUAAAAAUUUGAAGGAGUACGAUGUUGAUGCCGUAACUUUAGAGGAAAUUUGCCAACGUUCCUGGAAAACUCUUCAACUACUCAAAUUUUACGAACCUGUGAAAUCAGAUAAACCAGUAUAUGUAUUAUCAAUUGACGGAUCAGAUCUUGGCUGGAAAAAUAUCGCUGUUGUGAAAAAGGUUUUACAAAUCACUGGCAGUCACUAUACAAUGCUUACCGAAGACAAAAAUGUCGAAAACGUUCUAGAAGCUAUUUUAAAUAUUCUCCGCAAUUUGCAAAGUAAAUCGAUUAAAUAA